AUGUCUGGCCUCCAGCAUAGCAGAUGGGCUGACGCCCCGGUCACUGCAGCAGCCGCUGGAGCGGGUGAAGACCCCAACCGCGGUGGUCGGCGUGACCGAGAUGGCAAGAAGCCCCCUACUGACCGCAUAGCUGACCAAAGGGUGCCCUGGGUUUGCAAACACGGAUGUGGUACCCAUCAUCCGGGAAAAGCUUGCCCAGUGGUUCAACUUGGUCAGCGAAUGUGGGCUGCCGUUGAGCAACUCCGGACGACCCAGAGCAAUCUCAUGGCAGAUAUUCUGUCCGCUCCCCCUUCCUCCUCUUCCGCCGCUGUCAACCCCCGCGGUUCUUCGUCUCCUGCGCGUCGACGUAAUCGUCGUCGUGGUGGUGGUGCGAUUACGCCCACUCCUGGUGGCUCUAGCAUCCGCCCUCUGCCCGCGGCCGCCGAUGGAAACAAUACUUCGGCUGGAAACCGGGUCGAGGGAGAGCUAACCAACCGGCAGAGACGUUCCCGUGCUCGGGCACAGGCCUGGCGAGCUCGGAGGGAGGAGCAGCGGCAGCAUAAUUCCGCUGAAGACACACAGAUGGACACAGAGACGGGCACGGCCGCCCCAACCGGCGAGAGUCAGCCGGACAGCAGUGCUUCUGGCGCUGUUCCCGGAACUGACGCGCUGGAUGGAGUGGAAGCAUCCGUCCGAUCUCUCCGUCUGGAUUCCGGCGGCCUCCUCAAGGACCUUCAAAAUCCCGCGGAAACUGGUACCUGUAUCGUAUCGAUCAGGCCUCCAGCGACGAGCUCGCACCUCACCGUGGUGCUGGAGUCUAGUAGCCUAUGGCGAAUAGCCUAUGGUGAAGCUAAGACGAGCUCCUUCUUAGAGUAG
Molecule: messenger RNA, 855 nt
Organism: Aspergillus pseudonomiae
Lineage: Eukaryota; Fungi; Ascomycota; Eurotiomycetes; Eurotiales; Aspergillaceae
Exons: 5
Coding region: 1-855 (284 amino acids)
Source: RefSeq, a predicted model, not a curated record